GUCAGUUUCUAGAGAUCUUAGCUAGUUUUCCAAAGAUCUUCUAGAAAACCGAUCUUUCAAUAAUUUCGGAAAGCAACUUUGCUUGUGAACACAUAGCUUCAGGUAUCCUCGUUUGAUUUUUGAAAAUCGCAAGUUUCUAUCAUCUGUUAUCAUUGAGUUAUUCGAAAAAUAACUGAGUGCCACCCGCAUUUUGGCGUCGAUAAUAGGAUAUUUCUAGUCCAGUGAAAAUGCACGCGUGAUGCGUUUUCAAGAAGUCUACAAACUUAGCAUUUUUACUGGAGAACUGUAUUUUAUGAGUAGAUAACAUUGAUUUCUUGUACCAGAAGAGAAAUUUUAAAUUAUUUAUGAUGAAAACUAAAUAGAAGAAGACAUAUGAAAAAGGCUUGAUUAAGGAUUGUUUCUGUUUCUUCUGGUUCACAAGAGAAGAAGAAUGAUAAGAAAUAUAAUUUCUUUCUACAGGAAAGUAUGUUGUUCUUUUGCGUGUGUAGAAUGUACGAUAUGUUACAAAAAAUCUUAAUUGAGUUGAAUUAUCAUUAUUCAGUCUGUAACACUUGAACAUCGUUGAUAAUUGUGUUUGUAAUUGUAAUGAAGUUGUUUUAGCUGUUGUUUUAUUCUUAUUCGUACUAUCCAUCGUAGUUGAUAGUGUUGAUGAUACAAAUGAUUUUAGUAGUAUUUAUGCGCUGUUUUUGUUGUGCAUGAUAAUAACUAAACGCUAAUGUUGAUAAUUAACCAGUAUUUAAGAAAUUCGACGUUUUAGAGAACAUAACUGAUUGCUAGCGUUGUUCUUUGACAUGUUUAUAGAUUUUUUUAUGUUGCUUUUAAUGUAUGGAUCAAAAUGCCUCAAGCAGCUUUAAUGGUUUACUUAACAAUCUGUAUACUACAUGCAAACUAUAUGCUUUCUGUAACAGCUUAUCUUUAUAUUUAUGUCAAGCAACUUUGAAUACAUAACGAAACAACUUCUUUUGUCUUCGUUAUAAAACAUCUCACUAUUCUACAAGCCAAAAUUGAUUGUACAUUGGGAUACGAAAAAUGUCUUAUUCUUUACACAACAAACAUAGAAUCAUGACAGAGUCACACUUCUCUCAUUUUCUUUUUUUCUCCAAGGUAAUCAUUGUUUCUGAGUAGAUUCAGUAUACAGUAAUGAUGUACAAUGUUUGUCAAAUAGAUGAGCUGACAGAUGCGAAUAUGAAUUUAAUACUAAGAAAAUAUAAUUUUAUUCACGCGAACGAAACAGAUGCUAGGAGUUCCCAUGAUUUAAUUACAACAGAAAGAAUUAAUUGAAUAAGUUCUAUAGUCGAAGUAUUCAGUAAUUUAUCUAGUGGAAAGACCGGAUGAGCAACUUUUUAGUUUGCCAUGUCAGAAAUAAACGACUUAUUUAGCAAAAACAUAGCAUUUUCGACAGUAUCUUUCUCGAAAUAUUUAUUAGCUCCUCCUAAUCUAUAUAAAUCACUGGAAGGAUCAUAUUUGAGUGUUUACAGUAACUCUGGUUAAUAAACAGAGGGCUAUGAAAUAGAUAUAUAAAUCAAGUUAUAAAGUUUCACAAAGUUCUAAUCAGUUUUCAGAAUUGUGACAUAUUCUCUAUAAAUAGUAUUUCUAAAAACACUAAGUGUAUGUAUGCCAUAAAAGUACCACAUCUAUCAUUAAUUACUUGUUCAAAAUAAUAUAGCAUAUGAGUGUCUUCUUCCAUUAUGUAUAUGACAAGAUGCAUUAUGUCGAAUAUGGCAUAAUGGUUUUGAAAACCAAAGCAAAGCCAUUUUUCUUUUUGGAUAUGUUUAUAUGAGUAGUACACAACAUCUGUUAAUUGAACCUUCUAGAGUAUCUAAAUACCCGUAACAGUAUUUUUCUCUUUAUAUGAAAAAAAUUGUCGUUUUAGGACUGUAAUAUUAUACUGAGAUGUGUAUGUGUGUGUGAAUAUCUUACAACAAGUUUAAUACAAGAAUAUUUUUAAAAUGAAAAUGACUUUUAUUAAAUAGAAGAACAAAGAAUAUGAUGUUACAAACGUGUUUAAUUUAAUGUCUGAACGGAUUCUUCUUUUUCCGUUGUUUUAUCACAUUAGUUUGCUGUGAGGCAUCUCUUUUAUAUAUGAACAGAUGCUAAGCGGAUAUCAAAAUUUCAUGAACAAAAAAAAAAAGAAGAAAAAGACGAAGAGGACAAGUUCAAAACCAAUUUCUUCAUUGUAUGACUCUACUCGAAUGUCUAUUAUACUGGAAAAAAAAAACAAGUCUCUAUAGAGUGAAAAUUUUUUUUGAAAAAAAAAAAGCUCCUGUUUUGAUGUGUAUCGUUGUAUUUUUUCAUUUACAUACGGAAACUAUAGAUAUACAGAACGUGCUCUAAUAAAAUUUAUAAUUAGAAUUUUCUUUUUAGAUUAGAAAAUAAAUGUAGAAUCUACUUUCAUAAUAUCUAGACUAUAUAUAUAUCUUUUUGAAAGUGUCUCUUUUCUAGAAUUAUUUUCUUCUUCUAUAGCACAAACGUUUACUUUCGAGAAAAUUCUUUCUUUCUCUAGUACAUUCAAAGAACGAACUCUUUCUCUAACUCGCUACAGAGCAAGUAUUGUACUCAUCUAAUAUAUGUCAGUGUGAAAAUGAUUAGAUUUUUUUUUUUUAUAUCUCUUGAUAGCAGUAGCAGUGCAAAGGGAAGAAGGAGAAGAAAAAAAAAGAAAUAUCUAUACACAUGAGAACAAAAAAAAACAUUAAUUUCUAGAGAUUAUAGAGUAAAAAGAUGAUAUUCAACACGGAAGAGAACAAUAGUUGAUAAGCCAUUUAAUGAUUGGGUUCAGUAUAUAUGUGCGGUUAAAUAUAUUAGUUUAGAUGAAUCCUUCAUCUUAUCAUUACAAUUAUACACCGUCUGAAAUCAUUAGACAUAACAUUGAUCAUUCAACAAUGACUACAGCAAGACAUGAUGAAGACGAAGAAAAUCAACAGUGUGUGAUAAAUAUACCCGUUCAUCAAGAAAAUUCAACUAGAUCAAAUUUUGCCGAUAAUAUGGCAGGUACAAUUUUAUCAUCCGUAUUAUCUACAGUAUCUGAUGAUAUGAUCAGAAGUGGAAAUAAUCGAUCUGAACAAAAAUCAUUAAUAUCUGUUUAUGAUAAUUCGAAUGAAGAACGUACAAUCGGUUUAAUUGGAUAUCGAAAUAAACGUACAAUUGCAUUUGCUAAACGUUUAGUACGUUAUGGUUUUAGUCCCAUAUUGACCGAUACUAAUGAAAAUACCACAUUAAUCAAAAGUGAUGCUACAGAUCAUAUUCAAUAUGUACCAAAUAAUGCAUUUCGUCAAUCAAUUCAAACUGCUCCAAUUGUUAUUAUAGCUGAACAACCACACGGAGAUAUUCAACAUUUAAUUGAUGGAAAAUUAGUUAUUGACUCAAUUGAUUAUGGAUUAAAACGACGAUUCUUAUUUAAUAAACAUUCAGAACAACAAACAUCAUCAACAAAAACAUUCUUUUUAAAUCAAUCCCGUACAACGUCUGUAAUACGUGCAUUUGGUAAUAUAUCGACAUGGGAAAUUGAACAUGGUACAUUUCGGCAUGCACCUGUCUAUAUUCAACAACAACCGGAUGUAUCAUCAACAACCUUUCAGCGUUUAUUGAAAUUUAUUCAUGAUCUUAAUUUUUCUGGUACUCGUAUAAUGAAUGAAUAUGAUUAUAAUAAUAUAUUAAAUCAACGUUCAUUUCAUGGCUGUGUAUUUCCAUUAAUAACAACAUUAUUAGUAUUUGGUUUAGCCUUGUUAGUAGUAGUUAUUCAAUGUAGUCGUUAUGAGGAGGCAAAUCAAUAUAAUUUAAAUGCCAUAAAACGAACAAGAGAUUUUUUCUUUUCGAAUAAUAAUCAUACAUCGAUCAUAUUUCGUAAGGCAAGUUCUGUCACUGGAACAGUUAGCCUAAAUUUAUUAGCCAUACUCUAUUUAAUACGUCCAAUAUUAGAAUUAAUUGAUUUUUUAUUCUCUCAACAACGUAGAAUUAGUCGUAAAAAAAUAGUACAACAUGAAAAAUCAAUUACUUCAUUCAAUGGUUUUGGUUAUUUAAAUUUUGUUCAACGUUGGCUACAUUCAAGACGUUACUUAGCUUGGUAUUCACUUACAUUUGCUCUAUUACAUCUGUUAUUUCUUAUAUUUUCACAAGAAAAUUUUUCUCAAAAUCAUUGGCACAUACCGUCAUUCUUCAUUGGUGUUAUUGCAAUAAUUUUAUUGAGUAUAUUGGCAAUUGUUUACACACCAUGGACAAAUGAACGAUUAUUAUGGAAUGAAUGGCGUAUUAUCGUAUCAUAUGUGGGACCAUUGGCAUUCCUACUGGGUUUUAUUCAUACUUUGUUGUUAUUGGUGAAACAAUGGAAUUUAUAUUCAAAUUUAUUUAAUUUAACAUUUAUCUCACUCUUAUUACCAUUGUGUGUCAUUAUUGUUCGAAUAAUUGUUUAUGCUAUUAUAUACCCGAUAAUGAAAUUGAUUGAUUGGCUAGAACGACGUCGACUUCAAAAUACUUAUCAGAAAAAGCAUGAACAAAUAACAGAAACUGAACCACAACCACAUGUUAAUGUAACAACAAUGAGUGGACAACAAAUUGAUACUGAUACCGAUAUACCCUUAUUAAAAUAA
Messenger RNA from Didymodactylos carnosus, 4583 nucleotides. The record is from the annotation of a GenBank genome assembly. NCBI's taxonomy places the organism in Eukaryota, Metazoa, Rotifera, Eurotatoria, Philodinida, Philodinidae.